Messenger RNA from Parathielavia appendiculata, 843 nucleotides. RefSeq lists its product as uncharacterized. The transcript has a single exon. The record is from RefSeq and is a predicted model, not a curated record. Bases 124 to 741 code for a protein of 205 amino acids. NCBI's taxonomy places the organism in Eukaryota, Fungi, Ascomycota, Sordariomycetes, Sordariales, Chaetomiaceae.
GCCUGCACGAUGCCCAAGUCCCCAUCUUGAACCUCUUGGUAUGGAUCCUCUGUUCCUAUUGCUUUUCAGGCAGUCUGAGGAGAAGUCAGUUGGUUGAUUACGCCAAUAAAUGCCGGCAGGCACAUGCAGUCAAUCAGGAAGCGACAUGUAAUAAUGAAACCGAUCGUCUUCGGCAUAGCACAACUGGGAGCGUUCGAGGCCACAUCUUCCUUAGCGGCCUCGGACAGCGCCAGAAACGAGGCCAGGCACCUACUGCGUUUCAGAUACGUAAUGAACAGGUCCUGCGUCGCCUGCAGGACGUAUGGCAAUUUGCAGUUGUUGCUAAGGCAUUUUCAUGGAUACACCGACUCUAAAAUACAAGUACAGAGUCACGGUGCCACAGAUCAUUGGCACCUGGAAACCCUGCUCAGACAGACACUCCGUCUUCGGGGUGGGCUGGAAGCUGCCAUAACGAAGGAACCUCACCAUGUACCUUUGGCUGAUUCGCCCGUUCUCCUUCGGACUCUUGGCCAACAAACCGUCGAACUAUCUGUGGCCGUUUCAAACUUGAAGAGUUCGAUUCGUCAGUUAGCAACAGGUACAGGAUUCCUUUGCCCUGGACACUCCGUUUUCCGUUUGAUAACGGCUCACUUCUCGCAGGUCUGGACUUGUCAUACAGUUUGCCCACACGAGCAGGAUGCAUACCUUACGUUCAACUUGCAUGGCUUCCAAGGUCCAGUAGCACGGUCGCACUCAAAAUGAGCGGUUGAAGACAUCCUCAAAGUACUGAUAUCAGCAUGGAUCAUCGGUGACACAGCGGCCGGAGCUAUCCAGAGUCAUGCCAAAGCAAAAUGAUCUGGUCUA